Messenger RNA from Dentiscutata heterogama, 236 nucleotides. Lineage: Eukaryota; Fungi; Glomeromycota; Glomeromycetes; Diversisporales; Gigasporaceae. The record is from the annotation of a GenBank genome assembly.
AUAUUAGUUUUGGAAAUAAUACUUUUGAAAAUAAUAUUUAUAAAGAUAAUAUCUAUAAAGAUGAUACUUAUAAAAAUAAUAUUUAUAAAGAUAAUAUUUUUCAAAAUAUAGAAGCUGAUACUAUUGCUAAAUUCAGUAGUUUUCAAGAUAUAAAAAUUGAUUUUAAAGAUAUAAAUAGUAUUGAAAAUAUAGAUGAUCAACCAAGUUUUAAAAAAACAAAAAGACUACUUUCAACU